Neofelis nebulosa (Clouded leopard) is the source of this 7327-nucleotide messenger RNA. RefSeq names its product karyopherin subunit alpha 1 (gene KPNA1). Gene Ontology annotation, biological process: NLS-bearing protein import into nucleus; postsynapse to nucleus signaling pathway. NCBI's taxonomy places the organism in Eukaryota, Metazoa, Chordata, Mammalia, Carnivora, Felidae. Bases 544 to 2184 code for a protein of 546 amino acids. The transcript is spliced from 14 exons. Gene Ontology annotation, molecular function: protein binding; nuclear import signal receptor activity. Gene Ontology annotation, cellular component: cytoplasm; nucleoplasm; nucleus. The record is from RefSeq and is a predicted model, not a curated record.
UCAGGAUUUCUCUUCCCACCCCCAGGUGCCUGAUGCUGAUGCUAAGUUUUGGUAUAUGUGGUGGAGAGGUAGUUCUGGUGCCACCCACCCUCCUACCUACCUGGACAAAAUACUCAGCGCCUGUAGGGGUUAUCACUCAGAGAAGCAUGCUAUUGUCUGUACUCCCAACUUGAGAGCCCUAGUUCAGAGAUUUGGUUGGGUGGUUAGGGAGAAAAGCGGGUCAUAAAAUAGCUCCUCAUCUCUUCUUCAGGGAAUUAAUUUACAAGGGAGCACUGAUAAGAAGAAUAGCUGACUUCUCAGCAGAAACAAUGGAGGAGAGAGGCAGUGUAAUAAUACAUUUUAAGUACUCAAAGACAAAUACAGUCAACCAAAAAUCCUAUAUAUCCAGCAAAGCUAUCUUUUUAAAAUGAAAGCGAAAUGAAGAUUUUCCCCAGAUAAACAGGAACUGAGAGAGCUUAUUACUUACAGACCACCUUGCAAGAAUGCUAAAGGAAGCUUUUUAUCCUGAAAGCAAGUAAUCUCAAGAGAGUAAUUUGAAUCCAUAUGAAGAGUACCAGUAAAGAAAUCAUGACCACCCCAGGAAAAGAGAACUUUCGCCUGAAAAGUUACAAAAAUAAGUCCCUGAAUCCUGAUGAGAUGCGCAGGAGGAGGGAGGAAGAGGGACUGCAGUUACGCAAGCAGAAAAGAGAAGAGCAGUUAUUCAAGCGAAGAAAUGUUGCUACAGCAGAGGAAGAAACAGAAGAAGAAGUUAUGUCAGAUGGAGGCUUCCAUGAGGCUCAGAUUAAUAACAUGGAGAUGGCACCAGGUGGUGUAAUUACUUCUGACAUGAUUGAAAUGAUAUUUUCCAAUAGCCCAGAGCAACAGCUUUCAGCAACACAGAAAUUCAGAAAACUGCUUUCAAAAGAACCUAAUCCUCCUAUUGAUGAAGUCAUCAGCACACCGGGAGUAGUGGCCAGGUUUGUGGAGUUCCUCAAACGAAAAGAGAAUUGUACACUGCAGUUUGAAUCAGCUUGGGUACUGACAAAUAUUGCUUCAGGAAAUUCUCUUCAGACCCGGAUUGUGAUUCAGGCAGGAGCUGUGCCCAUCUUCAUAGAGUUGCUCAGCUCAGAGUUUGAAGAUGUCCAGGAGCAGGCAGUCUGGGCUCUUGGCAACAUUGCUGGAGAUAGUACCAUGUGCAGGGACUAUGUCUUAGACUGCAAUAUUCUCCCCCCUCUUUUGCAGUUAUUUUCAAAGCAAAACCGCCUGACCAUGACGCGGAAUGCAGUAUGGGCUUUGUCUAAUCUCUGUAGAGGGAAAAGUCCACCUCCAGAGUUUGCAAAGGUUUCCCCCUGCCUGAAUGUGCUUUCCUGGUUGCUAUUUGUCAGUGACACUGAUGUACUGGCUGAUGCCUGCUGGGCCCUCUCAUAUCUAUCCGAUGGACCCAAUGAUAAAAUUCAAGCUGUCAUUGAUGCAGGAGUCUGUAGGAGACUUGUGGAGUUGUUGAUGCAUAAUGAUUAUAAAGUGGUUUCUCCUGCUUUGCGGGCUGUGGGAAACAUUGUCACAGGCGAUGAUAUUCAGACCCAGGUAAUUUUGAAUUGCUCAGCUCUGCAGAGUUUAUUGCAUUUGCUGAGUAGCCCAAAGGAAUCUAUCAAAAAGGAAGCAUGUUGGACAAUAUCUAAUAUCACAGCUGGAAAUAGAGCACAGAUCCAGACUGUGAUAGAUGCCAACAUUUUCCCAGCCCUCAUUAGUAUAUUACAAACUGCUGAGUUUCGGACAAGGAAAGAAGCAGCUUGGGCCAUCACAAAUGCAACUUCUGGAGGAUCAGCUGAACAGAUCAAGUACCUCGUAGAACUCGGUUGUAUCAAACCACUUUGUGAUCUCCUCACAGUCAUGGACUCUAAGAUUGUACAGGUUGCCCUAAAUGGUUUGGAAAAUAUCCUGAGGCUUGGAGAACAAGAAGCCAAAAGGAAUGGCACUGGCAUUAACCCUUACUGUGCUUUGAUUGAAGAAGCCUAUGGUCUGGAUAAAAUUGAGUUCUUACAGAGUCAUGAAAACCAGGAGAUCUACCAGAAGGCCUUUGAUCUUAUUGAGCAUUACUUCGGGACCGAGGAUGAGGACAGCAGCAUUGCACCCCAGGUUGACCUUAGCCAGCAGCAGUACAUCUUCCAGCAGUGUGAGGCUCCUAUGGAAGGUUUCCAGCUUUGAAGCAAUACUCUGCUUUCAUGUUCCUGUGUCAGACCAGGCUACCCAGUCAAGUCCUCUUGUGGAGCCCACAGUCCUCAUGGAGCUAACUUCUCAAAUGUUUUCCAUAAUACUGUUUGCGCUCAUUUGCUUGCCUUGCGCACCUGCUCUCUUACACACAUCUGGAAAACCUCUGGCUCUCUGUGGUGGAAUACCCUUCUAAUAAAAAGGGUAACCAGAACGGCCCACUCUCUUAUGGAAAAUCCCUAGGCUUUGGAGAUCUGCACUUAAAUAUUAUAAGAGUCUGGGAACAUACACAUAUUAAUGUGGCUCCCUUUCUUUGUGGGGGAAAAAGAGGACUCCUCCUCAUUCCCUUUAAAGUGGGGAAAAACACUGAUAUUAAAAGAGACUAAAUCUUUAUCUUGAAUUUCACACAACUACUUGCAACAAGGGAGAUGUUUAGACCUGUUGUGUACACUUCAGAGUACUUUUCAUGAGUUCUUCCACAGUGAACCCUUGGAUUACCUGGUGGCUUUUCUAGCCAAAUUUGCAUUAAUCCUUACUGAGACUGGAUGGUUUUCUUUCCUCUAUUGGCGCCAUUCUUCACAGAUAUUAAACCAUCCGCUCCCUCACCUUCAGCCUUCAGUGAAUGUGCUUUCUAGUUGUCAGGAAUGCUGAAGAAUUUAACACUUUGACUCUUAAAUGUGAUACUGGUUUGAAGAUUCCCUUAGAGCAGAAAGGAGAGGGCCACAUAUUAAUUUGUAUGGCUAUCGCUUCUCUUUGGACUUAAGUGUCUUAGGAUUUGGAAGUGGUUCAAUUCUAAUGCUGGUAUGAAGAUCUAGAAUCCUUAGUAAUCGAAACAAUAUCCUAUCAUUCAAUAAAAUAAAAAACAAAAAAAAUCCCUCCAGUUUUCCCAAACUCAACCAGCGUGACUAGAGGCUGUGUUUCUGCAUUAAAACAAAUGUUUCAGGCUUUGUGGUCCUGAUGAAGGUCCUCAUUAAAUUGGAAGUUCACCUUAGGUGCUUUUCCUCUCUGUGACUGGCAGAUAACACAUAAUUUUUUUUUAAAGGUAACCUAGGGAAAUUUUUUUCUUAGGUGCAGCUUGAUUCUAACGUAUUCAUGCUGCAUUAUAUGAUACCUUUAAUGUAGCAUCCUUAUCUUAAAUAACCACCUUCUCAACAUGACUUGUUCAACACAAAUAAGGGCAGUGAUCUUUUUUUUUUUUUUUAAAUAACCUCAUUGUUCCCUAUUCAUUUCAUCUCCUACUAGUACUGCCCAGUCAAGUCCCCCCAUAAAAUACAAAGUUUUUCUACCUUCUGGCUCAUUUAAUGAUAACUGCAAUGUACCUGCAACUGGCGCUUCCAGUACUGUCUUCAGUGAUCCACAUUUGUGCUUGGACUGGAAUGAAAAAAUAAGCUUAAUUGCCAAGAGAACUGCAACUGAGUUCAAUACGACUUCUUGGUGCUAGAUGGCCAUCUUGACUCAAUGUUUGGACACACUAUCAGGAGAAGAUUUUUUUGUUACGCUGUUCAAAAUGAAUUCUGAAGGAAAAGUCUCUCACUUCCGUUUCAGAGACUACCCUUUUAAACCUCUUUAAUCUUAUCCUCUUCUAGAAUUCAUUAUAACCCCAAAAUGUAACUAUCUGGAAGUUCCCCCGACAGGCUAUUCUACAUCUCUGGUAAAUCCUGCUGAACAUUAGGGAUAUUCAGAGCUUUCAUACCUCAUCAUGUUAUUUAAGCAGCCAACUUAUGUGACCUGAUUUAAACUUUAAAAAAUCCACUUCAAAGUAGAAAGAUACAAAGACAAAAGGACAUUUAUCAGCCAAGCAUGUGACGCAUUCUUCACAUCUAGUCUGUAGUUGUGUCUGUGCUCUGGAUGGAUACCGUCUGAUGUCUGUUACUGAUGGAACAGCCACUGCAAAACUAGUCAAUUCCCAUCUAUAACUUACUUUUUCUAGUGCUGCUUUGUGCUGAAAGGACAUUUUAGUUUACUGCACUUGACCUGUAAAAGACUUUGAUUCUUUGUAAUUUUAGGGACAAAUUAGGUGGUUAAUUUAAAGAAAAACUUUCAAUUUUGCCUUUACAUCACAUUAAAAUAUAACUUCUUUCAGAAGGGUAAUAGAAGCACUGAUUCAUAGUAAAAAUCUUGUUUUUAGCUUUGACUUUUUUUGUGGCUGAGUUUUUUAAACUGUACAUCACUGGUAACAUGUCAUUUCUCUAGGAUGUUUUAAAUCAUAUACCUUCUGUUGGAUAAUUUAAAAAUUCUCAUUUUGAUAUUGGAUGGAAAAAAGAUAAAGCACACAAAAUUGUUUCCCCAGAUUAGUAAGAACAGCAUUCAUUGGGAGUUUUUGCCAUUGCAGGUGUCUUCAGUGAAUGAAUUAAAGUCCAUUUAACUACUGUGGUCUAUUUUCUGUCUAAAAUAGGAAUUUAUAUUGCUCCUGUCCUAGAAGUUCAUGAGCCAUGAGAUACGAGCUAAAUUUUUUUUGCAGUAAAAUGGUUAAUAUAAAAUUGGAAUUAACUAAAAGGUAAAUCCCAGCAUAACUGUUGGAAUUGGUAAAGUGGCAGCCUUUCUGGUUAUAGAAAUGAGACUUUAGGAGGUAACUAAGAACUAAUUUUAGUUCUCUGCCUGGCAGAUUCUAUUACUUUGAAUUUAUUGAAAUGUUACUAUCAUUAAGAUGUUACUCAUUAUAAAAGCAUGUUAAUUUCAACAUAGGAAAACUCUUCUGCAAUAUUAUAUACUGAUCAGGGGAGAAGUGGCUUGGUUAUUCUCCCCUUCCUUUUUUUUUCUUCCUCCAAACUUUCAAAGUAUAUUCUUUGAAAUGAAAGGUGGGGGAAAAAGCGUUGAAAGCAUUUGGAAUAUAAAGGUACCUUGUAUUUGAAGGACCAGAUUAGACUGAGAAAAACCAGGAAAGGUUUUAAGAUGACAGGUAUGAAAAAUAGAUGGAGAGAGUUUUCUAUGGAAUACUUUAAUUCAUGUUCUUGUCACUAAGUAGGACUCUUAACCUUUGUCAGUUGUGCUGUUUUGAAAACUAUUGCCCUAGGAUUCCAUCUGCCAGAUAAAGCUAAAUGGGCUCUGGGUCGUUUUUCAUAUUGUCACAAAUAUAAACAAUGACAAUUACCCCAUAAUAAAUCUUAAUUAUUAUUCAAAAUUGUUGCUGAUUUGCCUGAGAAAAAAAAUGUAGUAUAUUUUAUACACCAGACUUUGUCAACUAAAUCCUGUUGUACAUGGCCACUCACAGGCAACCUUGAAUUUACUUCUCUAGUGCUAAACAUUUCAGUUACUUAAAAUCCCCUAGCUUGUGGUUGCAUUAUGAAAGGGUUUCCUCAGGUUGAAAAUUUUUUCUUUCUUGCUGAUUAGUUUUGUGGACAUUUCUGUAUCAAUAGGCAAGUCAUUGCUUAUUGAUAUUUUAGGGCUUUGGGCUUUUUAUAUAUACUGGAAAUCUUGAUGUCUAAGGAUGUUUCUCACUUAAGGAAAAGGAUUCACUUUUAGAAAGGGGCAUUGUUUGCUUUUCAUAUUUAUAUCCUAUUUUCUACCUCCUACAUUCCAAAAUCUGCUCAUUUGCAGAGAUAGGCAUACCUAUAUAUGAAGUCUCAAAUCUGAAUUUUUUGCCAUCUGAAGUUAACAGUCACUUUUCUUCUGUUGUUAGGUGAGCAGAGUAAAUACAUUAUCUGCCUAGUUGGGAAAUAUUUUGGCUACCUUUCUCUAUCAUCAAAAGUUAAAGUUAUCAGGAUACCUGGCUGGCUCAUAGAGCAUUUGACUCUUGAUCUCAGGGUCAUGAAUUCAAGCCCCACACUGGGCAAGGAGCCUACUUGAAAAGAAAAAAAGUUAAAGUUACCUUACUUAAAAAUAUUUUAAAAAUUAAAAAGAAUGAAAUAUUUGUUUCCUUAUGGGGUGCUUGGCUGGCUCAGUUUGUAGAGCAUGUGAUUCUUGAUCUCAGAGUCAUGAGUUCAAGCCCCACACUAGGAGUAGAGAUUACUUAAAAAAAAGUUCUGUAUUUAAGUUAAAGUAAUUGAAGGCCAGAUGUGGCACCAGUGCAGUAAGUCUGCUCAAAUAUGGAGAGUAUUUGAAUAACAUGGCUUUAUUAUCAGAAAAGGAUAGGUAAUAAUAGUGGGUACCAGGACAUCACAAGAAUGUGUGAUAAAGUAAAGCAAAUAUUGUAUGCUAAUUUAAAACUACCAAAUUCCUACUAGGUAUAAAAUGCAUUUGGAAGUUUGGGGCAAGAAGAAAAGAUUAAGGGUAGAAAAAGAAGUUCCAGUCUGUUUUCCCAUAAGUCAAAAAGGCAACUAGUCUUUGAGCCUCUGCUGUGUGCCAGGUGCCUGUGUAAGGGCUUCUGUUUUUUCUCUUUCAUCCUACAAUUGCUCUUUGAGGUGGAUAACUGUCACUAGGACAGAGGUGAGAGAAUCAAGACUUAGGAGAAUUUACUUUGCCCCAAGGUCACAACUAAUAGACACUGUCCAGUGGUGGGACAGAGCCCUGCAGGUUGUGUCUGGAAGAAAGUAGCAGGCAUGGUAGAGGUGUUCUGUACCAGGAACUCUCAGAACUGGACUUAACAGCCACAGCUGGACCAGCUUUUUGUUGGACGAUUCUUUCUGACUCUGUCAUCAGCAGCCUUAAAAGAACUAAAUCAGGUAUGAAGUUGCUUUUAGGUUGCGUAUUUUGGUAAUGUAGACCCUCUCAGCCCAAACUUCUUUUCCCUUCUGUGGUGCUAAAAUUCUGUAUAUGACCUGACAAAACAACAGAAGUUAAAAUAUAUAUGCAAGUGAUUGAUUUUGAGUUUAAUAGCAUAAUGGGUAAACUUAGAAACAUGUUUCCAUUGAACAAACUCAAUUGUAGAAGGUAUUGAUUGACACAGAGAAGGAAAGGCUUUGGAAUGAAGAAGUCUGCCUUAGAAAGCAGUGCCAUCCAUGGACAUGAAUUUAACACAGCUGACUUCCUAAAGGAGUAUCAUCCCGAGGAGUAUCUAAAGUUAGAUCACCUUUUAAUGUAUGUUGUUGAGUAUGUUCUUACUUCAUCAUUAUGACCACUCUAUGUUGUUUUUCAAAGUGUUCUUACACUUUGAUUUGGAAUGGAUCUGAUGAUUCUUUGUACUUGAAUGUGGUCUGUCAGGCCAUGGGUGAGUGCCUUGCACAUAGUAGACUAUUCAAUAAAUACUAAAUGACUGAAGGAA